Messenger RNA from Drosophila melanogaster (fruit fly), 1500 nucleotides. RefSeq lists its product as uncharacterized. The record is from RefSeq and is marked reviewed. Bases 445 to 1500 code for a protein of 351 amino acids. NCBI's taxonomy places the organism in Eukaryota, Metazoa, Arthropoda, Insecta, Diptera, Drosophilidae. The transcript is spliced from 2 exons.
CGUGCUCGAUAUUUGCGGCGUGACACGGGUUCGAAAGUCGUGCGUGAUAAAAAAAAAACUUGUGUCGUGAUCGGGGGAUUUCGAGGGGCGUUUCCUUCUUUCUCCUCGGCGCUGGGAAAAACUUUUCCUGGGCCGGAAUUCUUCGAAUUUACGUUUGCUCAAUGUCAAAUCGAGCGUUCGACCUUCUGGUUAUAAUCACGGCACAUUGAUCGGGUAUUUGCACCGCAAUUGACCAUGCGAUUUGGGCCAUUUCCGGACGAAAGCACGGCGUAAACAAUCCGAUCGCCGGCGGCGGACGACGCUGUGGCCCCCACGCAUGCAGCCAGUGGCGCCGCGGGGGCCCGCUGCACAUUGUGUUGGUGGUGCACAGUGGUUCUGGUUGCGAUCAGCCUGACGACGCUCCUCCGGCCGGGCUCAGUUUCAGCCUCAGCCCUCGCGGUGCCAAUGCCAAUGCCGGAAUCGGGGAUUCCCCGUUCCAGUCACGCCCUGCAGCAGGAACACCAGGUAUCCGCCACACCGACGUGGUGGUCGCUAAUCGAGAUACUAAGUCGAACUGAGCGCACUGAACGGCCAAGUAGAAGCGGUGGCAAGUGUUUGAGAUGCCAGAGCAGCGAUUCGAUCAGCAGUUCAAUAUCGAAUGCAACUGGAAGCGGCGGCGAAAGUGUGAGUUCGAGUUCUGUGCCAAGUGCGCCGGCGCAGAGUGCUGUAUAUAGUGGUAGUGCAAUUUUGUGCAGUGUAAAUAGUGCAAAUAAUACGCGUAAGUUAAAUUUAAUUCUGAGCAAGUCACAGCAAAAGCGAGGGGAGCGCUUCGCUGUUGGCACAAAUUUGCAAAAUAAAUUACCAGCAUCGAGUGCGGAUUGCCACUUAAGUCCAAGUGCCGAGACAAAUAUUCGUACCACAACCGCAGCCGAUCCACCGCGAUCCCCGUUCUGUCCGCCGUGUUCAUAUAGUCAUCUCCAUCAUCGUCGUCACUGGCAUCGGCAUCGGCAUCGCCAUCGUCCUCGUCAUAGCCAGCAUCAUCAACGUCAUUAUCGUCAUCGUGGCAAGUGUUGUCGUUGUCGCGACGCGUCGCAGUCUGCAUCCGCAUCGCCCGCGUCUAUGCUCUUGCCAUAUCAAAUUAAUCAACGUGCUACAUUGUUGCAGCAAUCUGCAACAGCAGCAACAACAUCAACUACAUUGCCACAUGUGCCCGGGGCAGCAGCAGCAAGAGCAGCAACAACAGCAAACGUAUCUCUGCGUGCCGUGCCUCGUAUUUUUAAACGCAAACGUGAUACGGUCCAAACAGCGACCACUGCAUCACCUUUGACCCCGCAGCAACAUCCAACAGUCGCAGCAGCAACAUCAGCCACAUCCACAACAACCACGCGCAGAUCGCGACUCGAAUUCAUACUGUACACGGAAGUCUACCAAGUCGACGAGGAUUCGGUUUCCUCCAGCGAUUUCCAUUCGAAGUCGAACGUGGGCAGCGACGAGCCCUUCUGGCAGAAUUACGGUAAGUGA